Messenger RNA from Fonticula alba, 1753 nucleotides. RefSeq lists its product as hypothetical. Bases 159 to 1577 code for a protein of 472 amino acids. The transcript has 6 exons. Gene Ontology annotation, cellular component: Golgi membrane; endoplasmic reticulum membrane; COPII-coated ER to Golgi transport vesicle. Gene Ontology annotation, biological process: endoplasmic reticulum to Golgi vesicle-mediated transport. The record is from RefSeq and is a predicted model, not a curated record. NCBI's taxonomy places the organism in Eukaryota, Rotosphaerida, Fonticulaceae.
CCUCCCCUGCCCCCCGCCCCACAUCCGCCUCCCUCCUGGAGAAGCACCCCUCCCCUCCUCCCGCUGCCUCUCGCCUUCGCCCGCUCAGCCGGCAGCCGACGCAAGAUCACUGCCGCCAGACUGGCCAGAUCGGAUCGUUGAUCUUGCCCCACGGAAAUAUGGCGGCGUCAUACCAACCGCCCAGCAACAACCCCUAUGCCUUCGGGCAACACCCUGGCGGGGUGCCCUCUCAGGGCCACUCCCCCUCGCAAAUGCCGUAUCAGCCCCAGGCCCAGCAGCAGCAGCAGCAGCAGCAGCAGCAGUACAGCAACCCCGGCCCUGGCUCGCCAUCGCUGUUCGUCCCCCAGCAGAACGUCCAGCACCAGCCCCCCGGCCUGUAUGGCCAGUCGCCGCCCGCAUAUUCCGACCAGCAGGGCCCCGGCGGCCAGUACCAGAACUAUGACCCCCACUCGACCAAGGUCAACAUGCAGAUGCAGCCGAUCCCCGGGUCCAUCCAGUUUGCGGACCCGUCACAGCAGCAGCAGCAGCCGCAGCAGCAGCAGCAGCCCUACCCCCCGGCAGCUGGGUCCACCGGUUUGCAGGUUCCCCUGAACAUCAUCAUGGGCCACCUGGCCGGGGCCGCGACCGGCGGUGCCCCUGGCGACACGCCGAUGUCGGGCAAUGAUGCGGCGACGGCGGCGGCCACUCGCAUCGGCCUGGCCUAUGGCGAGCAGGCCCUGCACGCUGGGCAGCAGUACCUCAACAAGAAUCUCGAUCGACUGGUGAACCCGUCCCUGCUGAAGCCCUACUUCGAUGUGAGCAGCAGCUAUGUCGGCCGGAAGAUUGCCCUGGUGCUCUUCCCCUUCCGCCAUAAGUCCUGGAGCCGGACCCCGAUCACGACCUACAUGCAGGAUCCCAUGGCCACGGGUGCUGGCGGCGGCGGCCCUGGCGGCCACAGCCUCACCGGGACCGCCGAGUCCGGGCUCCACCCGGGGCCGGUGGCCACGGUGUCUUACGCCCCACCGCGGCACGAUGUCAAUGCCCCGGACCUCUACCUCCCGCUGAUGUCCUUUGUGACGUACAUCCUGCUGGUGGGCCUUAGCCGGGGGGCGGCCAAGAACUUCAACCCCGAGGUCCUCGGUGUGACCCUCUCCAAGUGCCUGGCCUUCCUGGCAAUCGAGCUGUUCCUCGUCCAGAUUGGAUCGUACAUCCUGCACCUGAACACCCCGAGCACCGGCCCGGAUGGGAGCUCCUCACCCGGCGGCUGGUGGUGGAUCGACGUUCUGGCCUACAUCGGCUACAAGUACAUCCCGAUCAUCUUUGUCGCGCUGCUCAAGAUCCUCUUCCAGUCGAGCAGCUCCGCCCUGGCCACCUGGAUCCCGUCUCUUUUCCUUGUCUACUUCAGUGGCGCCCUCGCUCUCUUUAUUCUUCGCACGAUGCGUUACAACAUGAGUGCCUCGCCGUCGGCCAUGUCCAGCCCCGCGUCCCCCAUCACCACCAGCGGCUCGCCGCCGCUGCAUCGGCGCCGGCGGAACUACUUCCUCUUUGUCGUGGCCCUCGCGCAGAUCCUCUUCAUGUGGGUCCUCACCUUCGUUUGAGGAGGGUAGGAGGACGUGCGUGUGGCCUCCUUCUCUUCGCAUCUCCUUCCCUCCCCAGCCAAGUGGAGGCUGGCCGAUUGAGAAUGCAUCUGGCGCCUUGCGUGCCUUUUCCCCCGCCUCCCCCUCAUGCGUGUGCGGGUCUAGAUGUAUGCGAAUGCAUGGGUGUUGGGUGUGCC